AUGCUCCUCCGUAUCAGAUCCCCAGCUGGGACUGCCCGAAUCACAGUCACCAAUGAGACUCCUGGAGAAGAGUUUGCCCAGCUCAUGCUGGAUACCAUCCCCAAGUCGGAUCCCCAACCCGACUUGGCCACUGCCAAAUUGAGCAAUCAACCAGGGGCAAGUGGAGAGAGUGUUCCAUUCGCUGCUCUUCAGGGGAGAUCAGUGGGAGACAUGGGAUUCUCCCACGGAGACCUUCUAUUCAUGUCGUACAAACCUCGCGGCGCCGACCUCGACUCGCAUCCUACGACCCAAGCCACGAGCUCCCCCUCCCACCCUGCCCAGCCGGACCCAUCUCACCCGCACACCCAUACCGAUGCGCCACUUUCCAACACCAUUACGCUCAAGGAUUUGAGCCACGUUGUAGAGCAUCCUGUGGACAAGUACUGGGAGACGCAGAAUGGAAAGAUUGAGAGGAAGAGGGAUCCAGACUUUUGUCGGCAUGGGGAGAAGGGAAUGUGUGACUAUUGCAUGCCUCUCGAGCCGUAUGACAGCAAGUACCAGACCGAGCAACAGAUUAAGCACCUCUCCUACCACUCCUACCUCCGCAAACUUCUCUCUUCCCGCCCUGCCUCUUCCUCUUCCGCAAACAACCUCCCCCCUCUUACCCCUACCUCCUUAUCCGUCAUCACGCCUUGUCCUUCUGGAUCCCACGCACCUUACCCGGACGGUAUCUGUUCGACGUGUCAGCCAUCUGCUGUCACGCUCGCGUCGCAGCCGUUUAGGAUGGUCGACCAUGUCGAGUUUUCAUCCCCCGCUCUGAUUGAUGACCUUUUGUCUGCCUGGAGGCGUACAGGUACUCAGCGUCUUGCGUUCCUCCUUGGCAGAGAAGACAAGUAUGAAAAGGUGCCCAUGGGUAUCAAGGUCGUCGUUGAAGCGGUCUGGGAGCCGAAACAGGAGGGAGAGGUGGAUGGUUUGACGGUGGAGACGCCGUGGGAGGACGAGGCGAGGGUGGCAGAGGUUGCAAAGUGGUGUGAGAAGGGGCUGGAGGUGGUUGGUAUGAUUUACACUGAUCUGACUCCCGACCCCGAGGAUAUCACCAAGACAGUCUACAAACGCCACGCCCAAUCCUACACUGCUUCCUCUCUCGAGCUCCUCAUGUCUGCUGCAUACCAAAUCUCCCACCCUCUCCCUACCCGUCAAUCUCCCACCGGUCAUUUCUCCUCACGCUUUGUUACUUGUUGCCUUACCGGUGACAAGGAAGGUGGUAUCGAUAUUCUCGCCUGGCAGGCUAGCGAGCACGCCGAAGCGAUGGUGAAAGCUGGCAUCGUGGAAGCUAGUGUCGACCCUGGGGUGGUCAGGGUGAGGAAACCAGGAGAGGGCGAGUAUGUGCCAGAAGUGUUCUAUAGUUACAAGAAUGAGUAUGGGAUUCAGGUGAAGAACCCUGCGAGACCGACUUUCCCUGUAGAGUAUCUCUACGUCAACUUGACCCACGGUUUCCCCGUCUCCCCUAACCCGCUCUUCUUGAGCAACUCGUUCCCCACCGAGAAUAGACCCGGUCUUCAUGACCAGUCCAUGACUGUUGUCGUCUCCCAGCUUGCUGCUAUCUUGCAGUCGAGCGACGCCGAGAUUGGUGAUACCGGUACUUGGCCGGCGAGGAUCAAGAUGGAUGUGGCCAAGUGGCUGAGCGAUUGGCAUCUGGUGGCAUUCCUUUGUAUGCAGGGACUCUUUUCUCUUAAAGAGCAGCAGAUCCUGUGCCGCGCUGCUACUGCCCACGCUCACCCCAACGACAAGACUGCCCUCGAGGAGCUCUUUGCCUCCUCCGGCUGGCAGACGCUUCUCACUAUCGUUGAGAGCGACGCCGCUGCUAACGUACGUGGUGCGCCGCCUCCUACGUCGUCAUUCAACAACCUCGGUAUCGAUUCACCCUCUGGUGCUGGAGCUUCGGGUUCUGCAGGAGGGGAUGCCGAUGCGGGGGGGACCAGGGAGAGGAUAUGCCCGCAUUGUACAUUCGUCAACGAACACGGGGGUAGUGAUUGUGAGAUAUGUGGGCUGCCUUUGGACGGGUAA
This is a messenger RNA of Cryptococcus amylolentus CBS 6039, 2046 nucleotides long. Its product is annotated as nuclear protein localization protein 4. NCBI's taxonomy places the organism in Eukaryota, Fungi, Basidiomycota, Tremellomycetes, Tremellales, Cryptococcaceae. Gene Ontology annotation, cellular component: nucleus. Gene Ontology annotation, biological process: ubiquitin-dependent protein catabolic process. The coding region runs from base 1 to 2046 and encodes 681 amino acids. Gene Ontology annotation, molecular function: ubiquitin protein ligase binding; ubiquitin binding. The transcript has 7 exons. The record is from RefSeq and is a predicted model, not a curated record.